GACAUGUACACUGAUCAUCAGGGCACUGAUGAUCAGUGUGCCCUGAUGAUCAGUAUAGCCCCAGCAGUGCCACCUAUUAGUGUCCAUCAGUGCCUUAUGUCAGUGCUCAUCAGUGCCUCGUGCCAGUGCCCAUCAGUGCCACAUCAGUGCCACAUAUCAGUGCACACCAGUGAACAUCAAUGCCACAUAUCAGUGCCCAUCUGAGCUGCCUUUCAGUGUCACCCAUCAGUGCCAGUCAGUGCCACCUAUCAAUGCCAAUCAGUGCCAUCUAUCAGUGCCAGUCAUCAGUGCCACCUAACAGUGCCAGUCAGUGCCGCCUAUUAGUGCCAGUCAGUGCCGCCUAUCAG
This is a messenger RNA of Staurois parvus, 347 nucleotides long. The record is from the annotation of a GenBank genome assembly. Lineage: Eukaryota; Metazoa; Chordata; Amphibia; Anura; Ranidae.